Funneliformis caledonium is the source of this 827-nucleotide messenger RNA. Lineage: Eukaryota; Fungi; Glomeromycota; Glomeromycetes; Glomerales; Glomeraceae. The record is from the annotation of a GenBank genome assembly.
GAUCUUACUUUUCUGUUUCCGGUGCUGUGCUGUCGGAUAAAGCCGUAAUCGAUCCGCUUACUUCAGCCCUUCCCCUUCUCUGGCAAAGGAAUAAUGAAAAAAUCAUGUUAUCGCUUUCCAGAACAUUUCGUGCUCUGAAGAAAUCGCUCCAACUUCUCGAUCAAUAUUAUGAUCAAGUUGAUCAAAGCAACUCUCAAAUAGAUAACCUAUUGCAUCCUUCUUUUCCCAAAGUGACUAUAGAUUAUAAAUCUUAUAACGUUCAGAUUAAUUUUCAAAUUGGUGGCUAUCUUCUUUGGGAGGUUAAACUUAUAGAAAAACAAGGAUCAUAUGAAAAAGCCUACGUGAAAGCUGUCCAAAAUCAUCACUAUUCAAUAGAUACACAUCAGCACUUAGCACAAGUAGGAUAUGCUCCAAAAGUCCUUGCUAUCUCUUCUAUUCCCGGAAAUUGGCUUUUGGUUUAUAUGGAAUGUUUGGACAAUCAUUCAACAUUAAAUCACAUCGCUUCUAACCUUAAUCAACAAGAACGAAAUUCUUUAGGAGAGAAAAUCGAAAAAGCAGUCAAGUAUUUGCAUGAUUCAGGACAUGUGCAUGGAGACUUACGCGAAGGGAACAUUAUGAUUCAUAAGCUUGAGGAUAACGAUUUUGACAUAAAAUUAAUUGAUUUUGAAUGGUCUGGAAAGGUCGGUUUUGCACGUUAUUCUCAUUUUAUGAAUCGAUUUGGCAUUAAAUGGGCGGAUGGAGCAGAUGAUGGUGAAUUGGUUACACAGACCCACAAUCUCACUUUGUUGAAUCUGACUUUCCAGAAAGCGAAUUUAAAGAUUGUAUAG